This is a messenger RNA of Cuscuta campestris, 2652 nucleotides long. Lineage: Eukaryota; Viridiplantae; Streptophyta; Magnoliopsida; Solanales; Convolvulaceae. The record is from the annotation of a GenBank genome assembly.
AACACGAACAAUGAUAAACUCUUUUAAUCCAAAAUUAGAAUUUGCUUACAUAUUUAUUUGAAUGAUAAUUUAAGUGAGUGAUUUUUUAACACUUAAAUUCCAAUCUAAAGUGAGUGAGAAUGUGUGUCCAAAUUCAAAACUGGUGCCGUUAGCGUGACAGGAAUUGUUCUUUUUGAAAUCUGCAAUGAUGGCCUUUUUCACUUUGACCGGAUGAAGAGACUUUACUCCAGAGCUAUAUACCUCAGCUUGUUUUUAACUUUUAGGGACGUCUUUGCGAAGCCAUUGCCCAUGACGAGCACGAUGAAUGGAGGCACUUGUAUGACAGCGAGAGCCUUCAUGAUUUUCGCCAUUUUUGCAGCUUCAGCUUGCCGAUGCUGGGGAGAUACAUAUACUGACCCCAGAGAUGUUGAUGCGAUUACGAGUUUAUAUGUUAGUUUGGGGAAUCCGCCGCUUCCCGGCUGGAAUACGGCGGAGGUAGACCCUUGCGCGGAGGCGAGCAACUGGCAAGGCGUGAAAUGUGUCUUCUCUAACAUAACCGGGAUACUUCUCAGUGGAGCCAAUUUGGGGGGUGAACUGAGCCAGGACCUGGGAAAUUUCACUUCACUCAUAGAGAUGGAUUUGAGCAACAACCACAUUGGUGGAAGCAUACCAUCCAGUCUGCCCUCAACUGUACAAACUCUUUCCCUUUCAGGCAAUCAAUUAUCGGGGAGCAUUACGGACACAAUAUCCACAUUAGGCCUAGUGACUGACCUGUCACUGAGUAACAACCGUUUGACUGGAAGUAUACCCGAUGCUUUUCAACAGCUUCCAGCAUUGACAAACCUGAAUUUGUCCGGGAACAACUUAAGUGGUCAACUUCCUCCUUCAAUGGGGAAUUUGUCUUCUCUCACCACCUUGCACUUGCAAAACAAUCAGUUGUCUGGUUUUCUUGAUGUUUUAGAGGGACUUCCUCUUAACGAUUUAAACAUUGCAAAUAAUCUUUUCUUUGGGCCUAUACCUAAGAAAUUGCUGAGCAUUCCAAACUUCAGUAAAGAUGGAAACCCAUUCAACACUACUGUCAUCCCUUCACCACCAACAUUACCACCUCCUCCUCCACCCACAUUUAUACCACCACCUUCACCGGUUGGAGUUCCUCCUCAACCACCACCACCACAUAGUGAUCCCUUCUCACCACCAGGAUUACAAGCUCCCACGGGGGAAAAAGAUAAUGGUGAACUUAGAAACAACAAAACGAUUCAUAUUAUUGGAGGGUUAGUUGCAUUUCUUGUACUCCUGUGUUUAUGCCUUUGUGUGCUUUCAAGAUGCUGCAAUAGAUCACAAAGUUCCGAUAAAGGCCACAAACUAUGUGCAUUUCUUGCAUUUUGUGCAAGAGAUCACAAAGUUUUAAAUGCUCAGGGUAGCAAUAAUUAUAGCUCAGAGACAUUGACUCAGACCGGGUUGACAAAACAUUCUAGGUUAAAGUCUUCCUGGUCUGAGAAGGAUUAUGAUGAUCAUCAGACGGAUAAACGAGUGGUGGAUAUUCCACCACCACCCCUACCUCCCUACAUGUCUCUCCCUGCUAAAAGAAUGAUUCCGGACGCAACUUUUCCUCAUGUAACCACAAUGAAGCUGUCUAGAUUGUAUGGGAGCUCUGGAAAUUGUUACACGAUUGCAGAUCUCCAACAAUAUACAAACAGUUUUUCUCAGGAUAAUCUUAUCGGAAGUGGCAUCCUUGGAACAAUGUACAAAGCUUACCUUCCUACUGGAGAGCUGUUAGCAGUCAAGAAAUUGGAUAAAGAUGUGGCAAGGUGUCAAACUGAUGAAGAAUUUGCUAAGCUGAUCUCUGCAAUCUCAGGACUUAAACACGAUAACAUUGUUAAACUUGUGGGCUACUCUCUAGAACAUGGUCAAAAGCUACUAGUUUAUGAGUAUUGCAAUAAUGGCACCCUUUAUGAUGCAUUACACAUGGAUGAUGAUAUGCAUAGACAACUUUCGUGGAAUGUUCGAGUACGGAUUGCACUUCAAGCUGCUAGAGCACUAGAGUAUAUGCAUGAGGUCUGCCCCCAACCAACUUUGCACCAGAACUUUCGAUCUGCUAAUGUCCUUCUAGACGAAAAACUCAAUGUGCACGUUUCAGACUGCGGGUUUGCUUUUCUUAUGUCAUCUAAGUCCCUGGCUGUGCUGCAAGGUUGUGGUUAUGGUGCACCAGAACUUGAACUGGGAAGCUAUACUUAUCAGAGUGAUAUUUACAGCUUUGGAGUUGUUCUAUUAGAGCUACUUACAGGGAGGAAAUCAUAUGACAGGUCACGACCUCCAGGCGAACAGGUUCUGGUUAGAUGGGCAGUCUUGAAGCUUCAUGAUAUAGAUGCAUUAUCCAGAAUGGUUGAUCCUUCUCUAGCUGGGGCAUAUCCUUCCAAGUCUUUAUCUCGGUUUGCUGACAUAAUUUCCUUGUGUGUUCAGCCGGAGCCAGAAUUCAGGCCUCCUAUGUCUGAAAUCGUGCAGAAUCUGCUACACAUGACGUAGGGGAGACCAUUGAGUGAGGACACGAACCGAGAGAGUGUUGUGUGGAUGCAUUCACAGUUGCUUACAUGUAGUGGCUCAGGCACCAAGAGAAUGUUCCUCUAGUUCAUGCAAGAGCAAAGAAUGUAUAUACGAAGCUAAGUUAACUAUCUA